CCCUCCUCGACGCAACCUCCUCGGGAUGGCGGCGAAGAGAGCCAGCGCCCGCGCGCGGCCCAACGUGCUGGUGACCGGGACGCCGGGGACGGGGAAGACCACCACCUGCGCGCUCCUCGCCGACGCCGCGGCCGUCGCCCACGUCAACAUCGGCGACCUCGUCCGCGACAAGGGCCUCCACGACGGGUGGGAUGAGGGCCUCGAGUGCCACGUCAUCAACGAGGACCUGGUUUGCGAUGAGCUUGAGGACAGGAUGGAAGAAGGUGGCAUGCUUGUAGAUUACCACGGAUGUGAUUUCUUUCCAGAACGUUGGUUUGACCUUGUAGUUGUACUUCAAACUGACAACUCAAUACUGCAUGAUCGCUUGACAAGCAGAGGUUAUAUGGGUGCCAAGCUCACAAACAACAUCGAGUGUGAGAUUUUUCAAGUGCUUCUGGAAGAGGCGAGGGAUAGCUACAAAGAGGAUCUGGUGAUGCCAUUGCGAAGUGACAAUGUCGAGGAUAUCAGUAGGAAUGUGGGUACAUUGACAGAUUGGAUAAACAAUUGGAGACCACAAUCCCAGUGAGCUAGUUCAGUCAUAUGUUUUAUCCCAGUGAGCUAGUCCAGUCAUAUGUUUUCAGUAUGGAGUUGGACUGCUUGAGGAUUGUGUUGUCUGGAAUGCUGAUUGUAAAUUAGCAUAUUUGGAUUUUUUCCAUGUUCAAAAUUUGGAAACAUAACCUCGGUGUUUAAAGCUUAGCAUCAAAGGUUGUCCGUCGCCCUCA
Molecule: messenger RNA, 761 nt
Organism: Lolium rigidum
Lineage: Eukaryota; Viridiplantae; Streptophyta; Magnoliopsida; Poales; Poaceae
Product: adenylate kinase isoenzyme 6 homolog
Exons: 3
Coding region: 26-565 (179 amino acids)
Cellular component (GO): nucleus; cytoplasm
Molecular function (GO): ATP binding; ATP hydrolysis activity; AMP kinase activity
Source: RefSeq, a predicted model, not a curated record